This is a messenger RNA of Medicago truncatula (barrel medic), 3320 nucleotides long. RefSeq names its product probable inactive ATP-dependent zinc metalloprotease FTSHI 4, chloroplastic. The coding region runs from base 140 to 2656 and encodes 838 amino acids. Gene Ontology annotation, molecular function: metalloendopeptidase activity; ATP hydrolysis activity; ATP binding. Gene Ontology annotation, cellular component: chloroplast thylakoid membrane. Gene Ontology annotation, biological process: proteolysis. The record is from RefSeq and is a predicted model, not a curated record. The transcript has 17 exons. Lineage: Eukaryota; Viridiplantae; Streptophyta; Magnoliopsida; Fabales; Fabaceae.
GAUAUUCCCAUAAACCCAGACAAGAACCCCAAAAUGCAGAAAACAGACAGAUAGUAAUCAAAGUAAGAGUGUGUUUUGGAUAUGAUGCCAAUGACUAUCUGAAACUCUUCCUCCCUUCAUUUCGCCAUUGCUUCUAAACAUGAAUCCUCAAAUUUCAAACAGAAUCGAAUUACUUCAACUCCCAAAACCCUUAUUCCCUCGCAAAACCUUCUUCUUCACCCAAUUCCCUCAUUCUUGUUUUUCUCAACGCCUUCUUAGAACCAAAUUCCCAUACAAAAACCCUCGCAACUGCAAACUCAGAAUCACCGCUUCCAAUGUUUCAAAUACAUCUUCCUCCAACGAUGAAGAUGCUCAAUCUCUUCAGCUUUUCGAGAAUCGGGUGAAUGAGAUGGAAGAACUUCAGAGGAAGGCUAAUGUGCAGUUAGAUAGGCAACUUAUAUUGGCUUCUUCAUGGAAUAGAGCUUUGUUGACUUUUCGUGGGAAAUUAAAAGGAACUGAAUUGGAUCCUGAAAAUUCACAUAGGAUUGAUUUCAGUGAUUUUUUGAAAUUGCUCGACUCCAAUGCUGUCAAGUCUAUUGAGUACUCUGAUUAUGGACAGACCUUAUCAGUUAUUUUACCAUAUUACAAGAACGUAAAAACAUCAGGCACUGAAGAAAAUCCCAAGGAUAUUGUUUUUCGGCGUCAUGCGGUUGAUCGAAUGCCGAUUGAUUGUUGGAAUGAUGUUUGGGGGAAGCUGCAUCAACAAAAUGUAAAUGUUGAUGUCAUUAAUGUAGAUGCUGUACCUGCUGAAGUAUACUCAACGGUUGCAACUGCAGUUGUAUGGUCUAUGCGUCUUGCCCUGGCUGUUGGAUUUUUUAUGUGGAUUGAUAAUUUGAUGAGACCAAUAUAUGCAAAGUUGAUACCUUGUGAUUUGGGAACUCCUCCGCCUACCCCACAAACUAAGGUGCCAGCCUUAAGAAGACACGCACUUGGUUCUCUAGGCAAAAGUCGGGCUAAAUUUAUAUCUGCAGAAGAAAGAACUGGCGUUACAUUUGAUGAUUUUGCUGGCCAGGAAUAUAUAAAGAGGGAACUACAAGAGAUUGUCCGAAUUUUAAAGAACGAGGAGGAGUUUCAAGACAAAGGAAUUUAUUGUCCAAAAGGUGUUCUUCUUCACGGACCUCCUGGAACCGGUAAAACUUUACUGGCUAAAGCCAUCGCAGGUGAAGCAGGGUUGCCCUUUUUUGCUGCUAGUGGCACGGAUUUUGUAGAGAUGUUUGUAGGGGUUGCUGCAUCCCGUGUUAAAGAUCUUUUUGCCAAUGCAAGAUCAUUUGCGCCUUCUAUAAUCUUUGUUGAUGAGAUUGAUGCUAUUGGUAGCAAGCGUGGAGGACCUGAUAUUGGUGGAGGAGGUGCUGAAAGGGAACAAGGAUUACUUCAGAUAUUGACUGAGAUGGACGGAUUCAAAGUUUCCACAGCACAGGUGCUCGUGAUAGGUGCUACAAAUAGAUUGGAUAUUCUUGAUCCUGCUCUUUUGAGGAAGGGUCGUUUCGACAAGAUCAUUAGAGUUGGUUUACCUUUACAAGAUGGAAGACUUGCCAUUUUGAAGGUGCAUGCCAUGAAUAAGUCUUUUCGCUCAGAAGAAGAAAAGGAUACUCUACUGACGGAAAUUGCAGAGCUAACAGAAGAUUUUACUGGGGCAGAGCUGCAAAAUAUACUGAAUGAAGCUGGAAUUUUAACGGCCAGGAAGGAUCUGGAUUACAUCGGACGUGAUGAGUUGCUUGAGGCAUUAAAAAGGCAAAAAGGAACAUUUGAAACAGGGCAAGAGGAUACUGCAGAAAUUCCUGAAGAUCUGAGACUGAGAUUGGCAUAUAGAGAAGCAGCUGUGGCUGUUCUUGCCUGUUAUUUUCCUGAACCGCACCGCCCUAUUGUUGAGACUGAUAUAAGUUCUAUUCAAAGCCAGCCAAAUAUGUGUUAUAAUGAAAGUUCUGGAAAGGUUUUUGCUAGGAAAUCAGAUUACAUAAACUCUAUAGUGCGUUCUUGUGCUCCAAGAGUAAUUGAGGAGGAGAUGUUCGGGAUCGACAACUUGUGCUGGAUGUCUGCAAAUGCAACAUCAGAAGCUUCAAGGCUUGCAGAAUUUUUUAUUCUGCGGACUGGAAUGACUGCAUUUGGGAAAGCAUAUUACAGAAACAAUGUCGAUCUUGUGCCUAAUCUUGCAGUGAAGCUUGAAGCACUCCGAGAUGAGUAUCUGCGUUAUGGUACAGAGAAGUGUUCAUCUGUGCUAAAAGAGUACCAUUCAGCGGUUGAGACAAUCACAGAUAUUUUGCUUGAAAAGGGGAAAAUCAAAGCUGAGGAGAUUUGGAACAUUUAUAAAAGUGCUCCUCGUGUAGCUCAGCCUUCUGUGAGUCCACUUGAUGAAUACGGGGCACUGAUUUAUGCUGGACGGUGGGGAAUCCACGGGAUUAGUCUUCCUGGAAGGGUUACAUUUGCACCGGGCAAUGUUGGGUUUUCAACCUUUGGUGCACCACGCCCUACAGAGACGAAAGUUGUUAAUGAUGAAACAUGGAAACUAGUAGAUGAUGUCUGGGAUAAAAAGGUUCAAGAUAUUAGAGAUGAAGCUUUGAGGGAGAUUGAAGAAGAGAAAGAAAAGCCACAACUUUUGAUGGCAAGUCAUUUCCUCUGAGGGGAACUUGUAGUUGACCUGCAGGAGCUAUCUACUGGGGAAAAGAGUUACAAAUCAUAUGUCCGUUAUGUAACAGAAAUAGCGACAAUGCCUCCUUUAUGCGGAAUGGAUCAAAACUAGUUCCACGUACUCAGUUGGUUUCUCCUCUGAUCUAAUAUUGUAAAUUUGUAUCCUGCUCUUUUAGUUGGUAAGCUGCUCUAUCAGGAUGUUUUCCUUCCCAUACCCAGUUCUUUAUCAGCUGGAAUCUCAACUUGGAGUCAAUAUUCUCCCAAUGAAGUUUAAUCUUCUCUCGAAAAAUCUAGCUAAAGGUGAUUCAAUUUUGCGAAAGAGGCCUUUUUUUCCUACAGAUAGCACACUGGGACUUCUAGUCUGAGCUUUUUAGUAAGUGAAACGCAUUACGUGCUAGUUACUUCCCAUAUUUUGAGGGAUAUGUUGAGCCAAUUGCAAAUUUACCAAAUAUAUCUAUGUUGUCGUAAUUUUGUGAGUGUAAUCUUUAGUGAUAAAUUAAAGUGUAAAGAAUACAUAUUGUUAGACUUCUUUUCUUUACGUGCUUCGUCACCAGCUCUGCACAGCAAUUAGUCUCUCAUUCACUUCUUAAGUAAUCCUAUUCAACUGUUAGACUUCUCAAGUGAUCACAUACAUCUAAGCCCAGCUUAAUUGUUUA